CAGGGGAGUUUUGUUGGAAGUUGCAAAGUCCUGGAGCCUCCAGAGGGCUGUCGGCGCAGUAGCAGCGAGCAGCAGCGGCCGCGCGCUCCUGCGAGGGGCAGACGAGGGCGAGAGAGCGCGGGGCAGCGGGAGGAGCGAGGCCGAGCUCGCGGACCGAGCGGGAGCCCGAGCCUGAGCCCAGCCGACCGCCUUCUCCGCCGCCCAGCCCAGCCGCCGGCAUGGAGCACCAGCUCCUGUGCUGCGAGGUGGAGACCAUCCGCCGCGCGUACCCCGAUGCCAACCUUCUCAACGACCGGGUGCUGCAGGCCAUGCUCAAGGCCGAAGAGACCUGCGCACCCUCGGUGUCCUACUUCAAGUGCGUGCAGAAGGAGAUACUGCCGUCCAUGCGCAAGAUCGUGGCCACCUGGAUGCUGGAGGUCUGCGAGGAGCAGAAGUGCGAGGAGGAGGUCUUCCCGCUGGCCAUGAACUAUCUGGACCGCUUCCUGUCCCUGGAGCCGGUGAAGAAGAGCCGCCUGCAGCUGCUGGGGGCCACCUGCAUGUUCGUGGCCUCCAAGAUGAAGGAGACCAUCCCCCUGACGGCCGAGAAGCUGUGCAUCUACACAGACAACUCCAUCCGACCCGACGAGCUGCUGCACAUGGAGCUGCUUCUGGUGAACAAGCUCAAGUGGAACCUGGCUGCCAUGACCCCCCACGAUUUCAUCGAACACUUCCUGUCCAAGAUGCCCGUGGCCCAGGAGAACAAGCAGAUUAUCCGAAAACACGCCCAGACCUUCGUGGCGCUCUGUGCCACAGAUGUGAAGUUCAUUUCCAACCCACCCUCCAUGGUGGCCGCCGGGAGCGUGGUAGCUGCGGUGCAGGGUCUGCAUCUGGGAAGUACCAGCGGCUUCCUCUCCUACCACCGCCUCACGCGGUUCCUCUCCAAAGUGAUCAAGUGUGACCCGGACUGCCUCCGGGCCUGCCAGGAGCAGAUCGAGGCCCUGCUGGAGUCCAGCCUGCGCCAGGCCCAGCAACAGAGCCUGGACCCCAAGGCUGCGGAGGAGGAAGAGGAGGAAGAGGAGGUGGACCUGGCCUGCACCCCCACCGACGUGCGGGACGUGAACAUUUGAGGGCGCCAGGAGGGCGCCACCCACCGCCACCACCGGCGAGCGGAGCAGCGGCCAGCAUCCGCCAGGGCAGAGGGCACCUCUCCCUGGGAGGAGCCGCCCGGUGGUCCCCCGAUGGCAUCGCGCUUCUCUGGGACAUUACGCUACAGAAGGAAAUCUUCGUUCUCUUUUUUUUUUUUUUUUUUUUUUUAAUCGGUUUUUUUUUUCCUUUGCUCUUUCUCCUUGCCGUCUAUGACUUAAGCAAAAGAAAAAAAAAUUACCCCCAAAACUGUCUUAUAAAAAAGAGAGAGAGAGGAAGAGAGGGAGUAGGUAUUUGGAUCACCCUGAGUGGGGGAGGGGGCUGUGCUGCAACCAUAGAGAAUUUUCCACCCCAAUAAUCAACUAGUUUUUAUAUUAAUGGCUUUAUGUCUGUGUUAAUGAGAAUAGGCGUUAACACAAAGUGUCUCCAGGGAAGAUUAGAUUUGAUUCUUUAUGUGUUUAAAAAAGCAAAAAACAAAAAAAGCAUAAAAAUGUGAAAAAAAAACAAUUUGAGAAAAAGCCAACAAACCAUUUUUAAAAUAGAAGAGGGUUUUAGGUAGAAACCUCCGUAUUGUGCUUUUUCUGAACAGCAUAGCUUUCACGCAGUUCUAGGCCUUUAUCUCGCUUGCUUGUGCAUGUAGUCACUUUAAAAGUCAUUUGUACGUGUUUAUUUUAUUUCUUAGGUAGACGUGUAACCUCUUCACCUUAUCAGUGAUUGCUGGACCCCUCGGUUAGCAUAGUAGUGUUCAGCUCAUGCCCGUGACGCCUGUGGGCCGACAAGGGUGCCAGCGUGCGCUAUCGGGAAAGGCCGACUUCGACUCCUCCGAUACGCUACUAUUGAGAGAAAACAAAAUAGUGACAUAAUAUAUUCUAUUUUUAUAAUCUUCAUAUUUUUGUAGUUAACCUGUUUAUGAAACGCUGGUUUUUUGUUUUGUUUUGUUUUGUUUUUGUUUUCUUCACCCAACAGACUUGUAGUCUGCUCACAGCCAGGUUAAAUCCACAGCUACUACGUUUGGGUCUUUGUGUUCGUUUUCCUUCCCCAAUAUUCUAAAACCAUUCCAUUUCAGAGCACUUUCAGUCCAGUAGUUAUGGGAGCAUCUGUGUGUAUUUUGUCUGCGGGGAAGGGGGGCGAUUUUUUAAUGGAAUGGUUUGGGGAUAUUCAUGGACUGGUGUGCAAACAGGAUUGGAGAGCAAGUGCGUGUCGCUAGGGUGUUCGUGGAAGGGGGUGUUUUUGAAGGCUACGUUUCGGUCAAGAGAGAGAACAAGAAUUGCAUCUUCACGUUGCUGGGAUACGUUCCUUUCCUUUUCUGUAGAAAAGUUGAAGUUUAGACAUCCUUUGGCGUUCCUUUCCUUUUCUGUAGAGAAGUUGAAGUUUAGACAUCCUUUGGUGCCAACUGGUGUUUGAAAGUAGGGGCCUUAAAGGUUAACCUAGAGAACACGUAGUUUAAGGAUUAUCUUUUAGCUGUUUUAGGAGCCCUGGUGGCACAGUGGUGAAAGCGCUCGGCUGCUAACCGAAAGGUCGGUGGUUCGAACCCACCAGCCGCUCCGCGGGAGAAAGAUGUGGCAGUCUGCUCCCGUAAAGAUGACAGCCUUGGAAACCCUAUGGGGCAGUUCUACUCUGUCCUGCAGGGUCGCUGUGAGUCGGGAUCGACUCAACGGCAGUGGGAUUGGUCUGUUUUUUGUUUUUUGGGUUUUUUUUUUUUUUCUUAGAUGUUUUACAACUGAAGGUUUUUAAACACUAAAAUAUAUAAUUUAUAGUUAAGGCUAAAAAGAAUAUUUAUUGCAGAGGAUGUUCGCAAGGCCAGUAUGAUUUAUAAAGUAAUGCAAUCUCCCUUUGAUUUAAAACACACACACACACACACACACAAACACAAACCUUUCUGCCUUGGAUGUUGCAGACUCGACCCAGUUUGUAAAAGGUAGGUCCUUUUCAGAGACAAGACAAAGAGAAGGUAGGUAGUGAUUCGGCCGGUUUGGCGUUUCUUUCUGAGUGGUGGGACAUGAGAUAUCAGUUAGGUGGGAAAUUAGUGCACUUGAAACAGGUUCGGUUCCGAGAUACUCUGACCCCAGCCCCCUCCUUUUCUAAGCGAGUUCAGCAACCACAGACCAUUUGCACAUCUCGGUGACAUACCUUGUUGUCAUGAUUGUGUAGGAAGUGUUGAAGGGAGGUGGCGGGAGCGUUGAGGCUGAUGCUUGGACAGAGGAUAUGAGGGGGACGCCGUGGGGGCCACGCCGCUGGCGGGCGGCGGCUCCGCGUUCUUACCGCGCUGCUGUUGGUGACUUCCCAGCGUGGUCUGGAAACAUUCACGUCGCUUCUGUGUCUCUCACGUCGUUUUGCUGCUAUUGGAGGAUCAGUUCGUUUUACAAUGUCAUAUACUGCCAUGUGCUAGGGUUUUAAUUUUCUCAUAGAAAAUUGUAUUACGGAUGACAUUUUUUUUGUAGUUUUUUUUUUUUUUUUUA
This is a messenger RNA of Loxodonta africana (African savanna elephant), 3581 nucleotides long. RefSeq names its product cyclin D1 (gene CCND1). Lineage: Eukaryota; Metazoa; Chordata; Mammalia; Proboscidea; Elephantidae. Gene Ontology annotation, biological process: regulation of cyclin-dependent protein serine/threonine kinase activity; mitotic cell cycle phase transition. Gene Ontology annotation, molecular function: cyclin-dependent protein serine/threonine kinase regulator activity. Gene Ontology annotation, cellular component: cyclin-dependent protein kinase holoenzyme complex; cytoplasm; nucleus. The transcript has 5 exons. Bases 219 to 1106 code for a protein of 295 amino acids. The record is from RefSeq and is a predicted model, not a curated record.